Messenger RNA from Letharia columbiana, 723 nucleotides. RefSeq lists its product as uncharacterized. Lineage: Eukaryota; Fungi; Ascomycota; Lecanoromycetes; Lecanorales; Parmeliaceae. The coding region runs from base 1 to 723 and encodes 240 amino acids. The record is from RefSeq and is a predicted model, not a curated record. The transcript is spliced from 2 exons.
AUGGCUUCAGUCAGCUCGAGCAGGGACUUGUGGGAUCCCUACAGAGUCCUCGAUGUCGAUCCGAGUUCUCCGUACUCCACGUGCGUCGGCUUUGCUGUUUCUACGGGAUCACGUUGCAAAUGGCGCUUCAACACUGAACAAUUCGACACUUUCCAGAGAGCCACGGCCGUCGAGCGCCUGAAAGCCAUGUCGGAAAUGCACCCGUCGCAGGUUACCCUAGCGGCACUCUACUCGUUGGCCCGGAAUACUCUGUGCAGAGACUUUCACCAAUGGCAAGCAGAUGCCAAGAGCACCGAAUGGGAAGCGAAAAUCGAAGACUACCUCCUCCACGAGCAUAACAGAGGACUGGCAGUGGUCAGACCGGUCACGCAGCCGCGGUACAGGCUCGACGACGCCACACAGCUCCAGUACGGCAUCGCGCAAGACAAGCACGCGUCUGAGCAGGAGAUGAAGCAGCUCGUGGGGCAGAUGGAUGUGGUCAAACAGGACUUGGCGAAGCGAGAUCGGACCAUCGAGCAGCUCGGGGAGCAGAUGGACGCGGUCAAAUACGACUUGGCGAAGCGGGAUCGCCACGUCGAGUACCUCGCGAAGCAGGUGAAUGUGGUGAAUCAAGAGUUGGCGGAGCGAGAGGAUAAGGUACCGAGUCUCGAGCAGCCACAGAAGGUGAAAAGGGGGUUUUGGAGGGCACUCGGGAGGAAGUUCUCGAGGAUCAUGCGGAAAUGA